ACCUUUGGAGCAGAGCAUAGAAGGGUCGUUGGCCUGAGCUAACAUAAGCCAGAGCCUUGCGUCAACAGUGACAGCUAGCCUGUCAGCAUUUCAGAGAGAGAGGAAAGGACAAAUAGAGUGCUGAAAACCACAGAGGUAGCAACCUAGCCACAUAAAAAGAUUGCCGUACACAACUGUAAACACAGACAUGGCUGCUCUUCCUGGAGGCAGUGUGCAGGGUUGGAGCACAAAGCAAGUAGCACGCUGGCUGAAAGAGCAGGGCUUUUGCGACUACGUGGAACUGCUCUGUACCAGGCAUCGUUUGGAUGGAGCCAGUCUGCUGUCUCUGACCGAGUACGACCUGCGCUCUCCUCCGCUGGAGCUCAAAGUCCUGGGUGACAUCAAAAGACUGAUGAUUGCGCUGAGGAAGCUGCAGAGACAGAACGGAGCCCGUUCACAGGAUAUAGGGUCAAACCCAGGGUCCUGGUCAGGGUUAAACGGGCACAUUGUGGCAGAUGGAGGCCACAUUACCGCCAGCGGUGGUGGGGACUGGCUGUGUAACGGGGGGGACUGCCGGCUGAGGGAGGGAGUCGGCACGGUGACAGUACUCAGGGAUGAGCAGGGCCACGCAUACUCAAAUGGGAAGUUCAAGCAUCUGGGCCGUCUGGAUCCAGAAUAUUGGAAGACGGUGCUCAGUUUGGUCUACGUCAUAUCUGUGUUCGGUUUUACGUCCUUCGUAAUGGUGCUGGUCCACGAGAGGGUACCGGACAUGCAGACUUACCCUCCUCUGCCUGAUAUUUUCCUAGACAGUGUACCCAGAAUUCCCUGGGCAUUUGCCAUGGCAGAAGCGUGUGGUUUGGUCCUGUGUUAUAUCCUGCUACUGGUACUGCUUCUACACAAACACAGGUCCAUUCUCUUCCGUAGACUAUGCAGUCUGAUGGGGACAGUAUUCUUGUUACGUUGUGUCACUAUGUUUGUCACCUCUCUGUCUGUGCCAGGUCAGCACCUCCAGUGCUCGGGGAAGAUGUAUGGGGAUACCUGGGUGAAGUUGAAGAGGGCCCUUGAGAUCUGGAGUGGUUUUGGAAUGAGUCUAACUGGAGUGCACACCUGUGGAGACUACAUGUUCAGUGGACACACUGUGGUUCUGACCAUGCUCAACUUUUUUGUCACUGAGUAUACUCCUCGGAACUGGAACAUUAUCCACACCAUGUCGUGGGUUCUCAACCUGUUCGGCAUUUUCUUCAUCCUGGCUGCUCAUGAACAUUAUUCCAUCGACGUCUUCAUUGCCUUCUACAUCACGACCAGACUGUUCCUGUACUACCACACGUUGGCAAACACGCGGGCAUACCAGCACAGUCGACGGGCACGCAUCUGGUUUCCACUCUUCUCCUUCUUCGAGUGUAACGUUAAUGGGACUGUGCCUAAUGAAUACUGCUGGCCUCUCUCCCAACCUGCCUUCAUGAAGAAUCUCAUCGGCUAGAUCUAGCAAUGGAGGACCUUGGCGUACAGAUGAAUCUGUGUGUGUGUGUGUGUGUGCGUGUGUGUGUGUGAAUUUUCUGUCAGUAUUUCUCCCUUAUUUAUAUCCCCCUGGGCACUCUGGAGUACUAAGGAGAUUUAUUUAUUUAUUUAUUUAUUUAGAAAGGGUUGAAGGAUUCUUACCUUUGGGCGAUUUGCCAUAUCUUGGUGAGGUAAUGUCACCUCUGAUUUCAGGCCUUUCACAUCAAGGACCUGCCUUGCCCUUUUUCAUCACAAAAAAAGUGCCAAACAGUGCCCCAUUUAAGGGUCUUUUGAAGUCUUUUUUUUAUUAUUUAAUGUCCUCUUUGUUGGGUUCACAUUGAAUCAAGCAGAUCUCAGUUCUUUUAGCAUUGAACCUUGCUAGCAUUAGUAUCAUUUGGUACUGCUGACAGUCCAUUCCAUUAACAUGCAACUGUUCAAAUUUUCAUCUGCACUAAAAUUAAACUGCAAUAGCAUUUCAUUACAACAUAUCAGUUCACACACAACCACUUCGAGCAUUCAGCUGCUAUUUAUCUAUGAACUUAGCAUCCAACUCUGCAGAAACUAAGCUCUACGAAUAUUAGCUACAUCAGCACUUGCGCUGAGUUACACAACCAGCUAACGUUCAGCUAAAUGAACAUUUUGCUAUGCUGACACACAACCAAAUGCCCUUUUUAUUUUGCCAAAGUUACAGUAAGUGAUUGAAGUAAGUGAGUUACCCAUUUUGGCAGAGGAGUCAAAUGAGAAGCAGUUUGACUGCACAGAGAAAAUAGACUUUGGCUGACACUUGGUCUGAUUAUUACAAAAAUCUUUUAUUUGAGAGUUUCAGUGAAAUGGAUAUUUCAGCAGUAUCAGAGGUAACUUUUGUGACCUGUUGGACCUUUUUAGUGGACUUUGGUUAGAUGAAUUUUAAAAUUCAACAAGCAUGUUCCAUUUCUCUGUUGCACAGCAUUCUGCUCUUCUGCUUUCUUUACCAUGUAAAACUAACGUCAUUAUAUUGUAGUUCAGCCAGGCCAAUUCAGUUGUGUUCCCUGUUGUUCUGAAGCUAAUUUGCAUAAAAUAAACAUAGAUCUGGCUACACUGAGAGGGAGGAGAAUGUUGGCAAAGAGCCAUUAUAUCCAUCAGUAUUUGUUUGGCAUGUGUAACCAGUGGAAAACAAAAUCUACAGUGUUAGGUAUCAAAUUUGUUCGGGAAAAAAUGGAAGAAAAGAACGAAUUGUUAAAUGUAUUAAUUUAACUGCAUUGCAGUGUGUGUG
This is a messenger RNA of Chanos chanos (milkfish), 2728 nucleotides long. It is a transcript of the gene samd8a, whose product is annotated as sterile alpha motif domain containing 8. Gene Ontology annotation, cellular component: Golgi membrane; endoplasmic reticulum membrane; plasma membrane. Lineage: Eukaryota; Metazoa; Chordata; Actinopteri; Gonorynchiformes; Chanidae. The transcript has 6 exons. The record is from RefSeq and is a predicted model, not a curated record. Gene Ontology annotation, biological process: ceramide biosynthetic process. Bases 188 to 1459 code for a protein of 423 amino acids. Gene Ontology annotation, molecular function: sphingomyelin synthase activity; protein binding; ceramide cholinephosphotransferase activity.